GUUGACAUGUUUGAAAGAGAGGCCUUCCACCGUUCCACGUAGCUCUUGAGAGUUGAGACUUGAGAGACCCCCAAAAAAACCAGGCGUGUGUUCUCUUCACUUCCUCCACCCUUGUUCUUCAAUUCCUCUUUCUCUUUCUCUUUCUUUCCCUCUUCUUCUACAUUCAAAAUACAUCUUUUCUUCUUCAUCUCCAAUUACAAUAAUAAUUAGUAUGGGACAGGCAUUACGUCGAGCAACUGGUAAACUGCGGAAUACGAAUAUAGAUACCUCAUCUUCUGCUCCUUCUCCAAUCCAACAUUCCUUUGAUCGAGCAGCGAAGCCAGUGUCUUCCGGUAACAAUGUUCAAAUUAACAAUAAGGAUUUUCCUUCAGAUCGUAAUUCUACAAGUAAUGCUCAAGUUUUGGAAGAGAGAGAUCCAACCUACGAAGUUAUGCUUAGUCAAAUGGCGGGCAAAAUCAAAACUAAACCUGGAGGCAAGCUCGAAAUGGGCGAGGCUUCUGUGGUUCAGAAGACACAGAGGCCCUUGCCAAGAAUACGAAAUACUAGUCCUGAUGCUGGACGUUAUGAAGAAAGGCCUGUUGCCGCAGGAACGUUAAAUGUGGCUCAGCUCCGCCACAUAAUGCUUCUACAUAAAGGGAAGGAUGUUGAACAGGACAAGCAGCUGGGAUUGAAAGAGGUUGCUGAGAACUUUCGAGUGGAUGCUGUACAGCUUGAAAAGGUUUUCAAGUAUGUGUCCCUGCCACCUGAGAAUAAUACUAGCAGAAAGACACAUGAGCUUGAGGACUGAUUUUCCCUUCUUAAUGGUAUUGCUUGUUGAAGAAGUGAUUGUUUUUCAGAAUACAAUCUCUUAAAAAAAGUACUUGCAGAAUAUUUGGCCGUAUCAUGAAAUAGUAUAGUGAUGAAAAUUUUGUAAGAAACUGUCUGGUUUUGCUAACAAUUUGUAACACCACAAAUAUCUUCCUGACUUCGCACACAAAUAAAUAAAAGAUCAAGUAAAGAGCUAGUAAAUUAGCCAAAGAAAAAGUAAAGAGCUAGUAUUCUUGGAGUUGGUAGUAUAUGAUCCAGAAUCAUUUGAGUUUGUUUGA
Messenger RNA from Beta vulgaris subsp. vulgaris (sugar beet), 1085 nucleotides. RefSeq lists its product as hypothetical. The transcript is spliced from 3 exons. Bases 212 to 787 code for a protein of 191 amino acids. The record is from RefSeq and is a predicted model, not a curated record. NCBI's taxonomy places the organism in Eukaryota, Viridiplantae, Streptophyta, Magnoliopsida, Caryophyllales, Amaranthaceae.